Messenger RNA from Suncus etruscus (white-toothed pygmy shrew), 717 nucleotides. RefSeq names its product synaptogyrin 4 (gene SYNGR4). The transcript is spliced from 4 exons. The record is from RefSeq and is a predicted model, not a curated record. Gene Ontology annotation, cellular component: neuromuscular junction; synaptic vesicle membrane. NCBI's taxonomy places the organism in Eukaryota, Metazoa, Chordata, Mammalia, Eulipotyphla, Soricidae. Bases 13 to 717 code for a protein of 234 amino acids.
AAAGCCUCCACCAUGCACAUCCCCGAAAGCCUCCAGGAUCUGGCUAACAGUGAGACCGUGCAAUUCCUGAAGAAACCAAAGACUGUCGGGCGCAUCAUAGCAGGGGUCUUCGCGCUCAUCAUCUUCUCGUCCUUGCUGACCGAUGGCUACCAGAACCAGACGGACUCGAAGCAGCUGCGCUGCGUGCUGAACAGCAAUGGAGCGGCCUGCGGCUUCGCGGUGGGCGCCGGGGUCCUGGCCUUGCUCUGCUGCCUGGGGUUCCUGCUCCUAGAUGCCCGCGAGGCCUCCAUGGUCAGCGUCCGCUUCAAGACGGCCUUCCAGCUGCUGGACUUCAUCCUGUCGGUCCUGUGGACAGGCAUCUGGUUCGUGGGCUUCUGCUUCCUGACCAACCAAUGGCAGCACUCCACCAGCCACUUCCUCGUGGGCAGCAGCAGUGCCAAGGCUGCCAUCGCCUUCACCUUCUUCUCCAUCUUCGCCUGGAUAUUCCAGGCCUACCUGGCAUUUCACGACCUCCGAGAUGACCACCCUGUCCCCUACAAGCGUAGCCUGGAUGAGGGCGGCAUGGUGCUGACCACCCUGUCCCCGCCCUCUCCCACCAGCCCUAUCAACAUGCCCAGUGCCGGCCCCAGCGGCCUGGCCUACACCAGCUCCGCCCUGUCCCCCUACCUGACCACUCCCAAGGGCCCCCGGCUCGCCAUGAUGCCCGACACUGACUAG